Messenger RNA from Ruditapes philippinarum (Manila clam), 2303 nucleotides. Its product is annotated as transcriptional regulator ATRX-like. NCBI's taxonomy places the organism in Eukaryota, Metazoa, Mollusca, Bivalvia, Venerida, Veneridae. The transcript is spliced from 8 exons. The coding region runs from base 348 to 1382 and encodes 344 amino acids. The record is from RefSeq and is a predicted model, not a curated record.
GUAUAACUUGGUGGUUGUGUAAAUGCUUCAAUAAUUAAUAUUAUUGUUUUUCAGUUCAUUAUCAUUUGCAGAGUUUGAAACAAAUAUUACUGAAAAUUAUUCGCAAAUUAGACUAGUGUGAGGAUAAUUAUUUCACAAAUAUAAAAGGAUCGAUAGAACGAAGUACUUCAAUGCCAGAGAAUUUUAUGGUAACGUUGCCAAGAUGCAUUAUUGGUAACCAAUAGUUUCCAGGAAACUUUGUAACGGUUCAGCACGUGGAAUAGAGAAGCGGCAAGUAGUGAAAGGCGACACUGUGUCGUUCUUAAAUCUAAUAUUAUACCUAUAUUGUUUGUCAUAGGAAACUAAAAAUGAGGCGGAUUUUAACGUUCAGUUUUUGUGUCCUGAUAGUCUCUCAAGUCAUGGGAGCCCCGUCUGACAGAUUUUCAGAAGAAGAGGGAGAUUCAGUCGAGCAAGAACUAAUUAGGAAUCAUCAUUCAACUGCAGCAGAGCGCCGAUUAAAAUCUAAAGCUAGACAGUUCUCAUCUGAUUUGGACGAAUCGUCUCCUAUAGAGAGCAUAGAAGACAUUGAGGAAUCUGAAGAUGACGACGACAGAUCAAUCACGGAAGACGAGAUAUAUGACAUCACAGUUGGUGACGUAAUACGUGACGUUUUAAUUACACUGAGGGAUAAUCCAGAUAUAGUAAAACAGCUGAUUGCAAGUGAGAAGGCAAAACUAUCAGAGCAGAUUGAUGCAUUCAACAACCUUGUUGAUGGGGACUCUGCAGGAGAUAGCCUUGCUGGAUAUAUGAAACCUGCAGAACAACUAAAAUCUUUACCAAAGAGUGUUGAAAAGAAAACUGGACGCUCCGGAAUGCCCGUUGUACCCGGGGAGAUACAGGUGUCAGAAAAGCGAGCAGACGAAGUUAUAAAUGAUGAAUACACACGCGAUGCAGACACACGGGAAUCAGAAGAGUACAAAGAUUUCUUGAUACAACCAGAGGAGGGUGGAAAAGACGACCCAAUGUUUGAUAAUGAAAAAUCAAAACUUAAAGAAUCUGAAGAAUCACCGGUGUCAAAAAGCAAUGAUGACGACAACGAGUCAGAAUCAGAUUCAGGAGAAAACUCUUUGCGGUUACCAUACAGAUUCCCAUUUUUAAACCCACGCCAUAUGUUUAAAAGUUUUGGACGAUUAUCUGAAGAAGAACAACAUUCGUCAGAGGACACAGGUGAUCAAAACGAACAAUCAGACGAAACACGUGAACAUGAUUCAUCGACAGAGAAUGAUGAUAGCCACUUUCAUAAAACAAACAAAAUGUCUACAGUGUUAGAAAAAAGACGUGCAAAAACUGAAGACCAAGAUUCAAAGAACAUGAACAGCAACAGUGAUAAUAUGAAAAUGUAAUUAAAUAGAAACGAAUGAAAAAACGACAGAUUGGAAGGAAAAUAAAUAUGUACUUUAUAAAUCACCAUUCACUAACUAUUUAAUAACUUAAUUUUUUUUUGGUAAAAAAAUUGUAAUUUUUUUUGGUAAAAAAUUGUAAAUAUGUUAUCAUAAAGAUCUAUGACUCACUACCGAUCUUAUUUAUGAUAAUAUUCCAUCAUUAAUAAAGAGUGUGCGUAUAUCAAUAUUUAUUGAAUAGUUUACGGAGAUUUAUUAGAAUAUUCCUUGUUUGUGAUAAUACAAUGCUUAAUGGGAACAUAUUCGGCAGAGAAUAUAUAGUCGUUAAAACAUAUCUAUUUGGUGCGUUAAAUAUUUUAAAUGUUGUAUAUAAGACUUUCUUUCUUACUCUAAAACUUUUCUUUUUAAGUAUAUUGCUAAUUUCUACUUCCUUUGUAUACUUUGUAGUAGUCAAGUUAUCAUAGGAAUGUUAUACUUCUUGGAAGUAAUUCAAUAUGCUAAGACAAAAAUAUUUUUACACUAUGAAUGUUUUGCUUUUGAAACAAUACAAAAUGCACUUAACUGCACAUAUUCAUCAUGUUAACGUAGAGCUCAUUUUUUAAAAUAAAGCGAGGUUCCAUGAUGCCUUUUUAUCCACAUGAAAAUAUUUGCCUUUUACUUUUAUUCCUAACAUUGUUUAAACUGAAAUAUAUACUACUGUUUGUUCACUUCGAGUUUGCUCUGAUAUUUCCCGUUCAAGUGACAUCUUUGAUUUAAGAUGGUGAAAACAAUUUGCCAGAUACACUUUAAGAUAAAUCGGACUGUAUUCUUUAGAUUUUAAGUUUUAGGUAAACUUCAUAUUUUAACGUAUGUUUUCAACUUAUUCACUAUUGUUUUUGAAAACUGUCAUAACAAAUAAUUUUUGUAACAGUAGCUAUACUGAAA